AUGGUAAGUCAUAGUGCCCGACAACGAGUUUUGGCAAAGCGUUUUAAUAGAUCAACGGAGACAAUUAACCGCAAUGUAAGGGAGGUCCUGCGCGGUCUUUGUAUGUUUGCUUCACAAAUAAUUCGCCCUUUUGACUACGAUCAGGAUGCAGCGGGAGCAAUUGAUGGCACUCACAUUCCGGCGUGCCCGCCCUCAGGCCACCAAAUGGUGUAUACAAAUCGACAUGGGUUUCAGUCGCAAAAUCUACUGGCAGUAUGUGAUUUCGAUAUGCGAUUCACGUACAUAUAUGUUGAGUGGGAGGGAAGUGCACACGAUAGCCAAGUGUUAGAUGAUGCUCUGUCACACCCGUCAGACUUCCCAAUGGCACCUGAAGGUAAAUACUACCUUGUAGAUGCUGCAUAUAAGAAUGUUCCAGACUUCUUAUCGACGUAUAAGAAUGCAGCACGGGCCGGUCCAGAAAAAAUUUUAUUUAAUACACGCCAUUCGAAACUUAGAAAUGUCAUUGAACGAACCUUUGGAGUUCUGAAGAACAGAUUUAAGUUUUUAAAGGGACCGGUUCCAAAUUUUUACAUGAUGACUCAAGUCAGUGUUGUUAUAGCUUGUUGUGUAUUGCACAACUUUCUUCCCUUACACCAACCAGGCGACGCCUAUUUUCAACUGGUUGAGGACGAAAAUGUUCGAUUAGAGCACCAACAGGGUGGCGGUGAGUUACUUCACGUCCAGCCAUUGAAUGCAUCCCGAGCUGAGGUUAUGGCUUGGAAAGUUAGGCGAGAUGCAAUUGCAACUGAAAUGUAUGGCGCGUAA
Messenger RNA from Coffea arabica (coffee), 804 nucleotides. RefSeq lists its product as uncharacterized. The record is from RefSeq and is a predicted model, not a curated record. NCBI's taxonomy places the organism in Eukaryota, Viridiplantae, Streptophyta, Magnoliopsida, Gentianales, Rubiaceae.